Glycine soja is the source of this 324-nucleotide messenger RNA. RefSeq lists its product as uncharacterized. NCBI's taxonomy places the organism in Eukaryota, Viridiplantae, Streptophyta, Magnoliopsida, Fabales, Fabaceae. The transcript has a single exon. Bases 1 to 324 code for a protein of 107 amino acids. The record is from RefSeq and is a predicted model, not a curated record.
AUGGAGUAUUUAGGACAUGUUAUUUCCACUAAUAGGAUAGAACCAGACCACUCCAAGAUUAUCGUGAUGCUCGAGUGGCCAGUCCCCAACAACCAAAGGGACCUGCGAGGCUUCCUUGGACUCACGGGCUUCUACCGAAAGUUCGUCAAAGGUUAUGCUGCUAUUGUCGUCCCUUUGACCUCACUCCUGUGUAAAAACAACUUCAGUUGGACACCAGAAGCACAGAAAGUCUUUGAGUGGCUUAAGGUUGCAAUGACUAACGCCCCUGUUUUAGCCAUUCCAAAUUUUUCUCUGCCUUUCAUAUUGGAAACUGAUUUAAUGUGA